AUGGUUUCAGAUCUGGAUUCAUUGGGACCGACAUCAGAAGCGGCUGUAGCAGCGGCUGGAAGCAAAGGCAGUUGGCCAUCGGUGUCGCUUCGCCAUUUUAUGACGUCAUCGGAUGAUGUGAACGUGUCGUGGGGUGCGUGGUCUGUGGCGACGUUGUUCCCGUUCCGACUAUGGCCACUACUUCCACCUUGGUGGACGUUAUUGGCCACUGUGGGCAUGGUUUUCGUCAUUUGCCUCUACUUGUUACAUAUCAUUGGAUAUUGUUAUAGCAAAUAUCGACUGCAUCGAAUUGUCGACUUUGAUCCAAAUGCCCCUGGAGUAUCAAUUCUAAAACCGUUGUUAGGAGUGGACAAACACUUGAAAGCUAACUUACAGUCGUUUUUUACAAUGAAAUUCCCUAAGUUCGAAUUGUUGUUUUGUGUAAAAGAGAGACAUGAUCCAGCUGUGGGUAUUGUCAAGCAGCUUAUGGACAGAUAUCCUGCUGUCGAAGCGAGGAUAUUCUAUGGAGGUGAGGAUGUUGGAUUGAAUCCAAAAAUCAGCAAUAUGAUGCCGGCUUACCGUAAUGCGAAGUACCCGAUGGUGAUGAUCAGCGAUGCAGCAAUUAUGAUGCGAUCGGACGCGUUGAUGGAUAUGGUAAAUGCAAUGGAAGACGAUGUGGCUUUGGUCACCCAGAUGCCAUAUUGCAAAGAUCGAGAAGGAUUCGCAGGCGCAUUAGAGCAGGUACAGUAUUUCCACAAGGUUCGACUUAUGAGUUAG
This is a messenger RNA of Cooperia oncophora, 756 nucleotides long. NCBI's taxonomy places the organism in Eukaryota, Metazoa, Nematoda, Chromadorea, Rhabditida, Trichostrongylidae. The record is from the annotation of a GenBank genome assembly.